Molecule: messenger RNA, 7367 nt
Organism: Orbicella faveolata
Lineage: Eukaryota; Metazoa; Cnidaria; Anthozoa; Scleractinia; Merulinidae
Product: CCR4-NOT transcription complex subunit 4-like
Biological process (GO): protein ubiquitination
Cellular component (GO): CCR4-NOT complex
Molecular function (GO): ubiquitin-protein transferase activity; RNA binding; metal ion binding
Source: RefSeq, a predicted model, not a curated record
UUGUUAGGUUAAUUAUUUGUGCGCGUUUGGUUUUUGUUUGUUUGUUUGUUUGUUUGAUUUUGCUUCUGUUUUCUUCCGUUUGCAAGUUUAUGAACCCAGCCGAAGGCGAGUCUAAAAAGAUUUCCUUGCGCAAAAUGUUUCGCGGGAAACUAACGACGUUCGUAAAGUGAGCCUGCAAUCUUGACAGGUUGCAAGUUGGCCACAUGCGCGUGACUCAUGCGCACUCGGUACGAAAUGACACCGAUAUGACAAGCUACAUCUAGAAGGAAAGUUGGGCAAGAGAGCGAGAAUUUUAGACGCGAAAUACGAGUUGCUUGCUUCAUUUUUCCUUACCUUUGGGCAUUUACCGGCUUUUAGGAAUUCCAAGAAGACGCAGGCCGACCUGUUCAUCAAACCUGCUGGUAAUUUCCGCCAACAUUCACUGUUUCCGGUGCUACGUUAAAAAGUUUCGUGCCCGGUCUAUAAUUUUGUGUCCGCCAAGUCAACUCGUCGUCUGUCUCCCAAAACCUGUUUAUUCUUCACCUGUUUUGCUUCACGGCGUUUGAUAAUCACUAUGCAAGCUUCAGAUGCAGAGUGCCCGUUAUGCAUGGAGCAGUUGGAAAUCGACGACGUCAAUUUCUUCCCUUGUACUUGUGGAUACCAGAUUUGUAGAUUUUGCUGGCAUCGGAUCAGAACAGAUGAAAAUGGAUUGUGUCCUGCAUGUAGAAAGCCGUACAGUGAAGAUCCUGCAGUUUACACUCCCCUUUCACAAGAUGAAAUACAGAGAAUUCUAAAAGAAAGGAAACAGAAAGAUGUCCAAAGAAAACAGAAAGUAACUGAAAACAGAAAACACUUAGCAAAUGUGAGAGUUGUACAGAAAAACUUGGUAUUUGUAGUGGGAUUAACUCAAAGAUUAGCAGACCCUGAGCUUCUAAAGAGACCAGAGUACUUUAGCAAGUUUGGCAAAAUACACAAGAUAGUUGUGAACAAUAGCACAAACUAUGCAGGUCCUCAGGGCCCAAGUGCGAGUGCAUACAUCACAUAUGUUAGAGAAGAGGAUGCAAUUAAAGCAAUAAUAGCAGUUUGUAAUACUCACCUUGAUGGCAGAACACUAAAGGCAUCUUUAGGAACAACAAAAUACUGUAGCUACUUUCUCAGAAACAUACCUUGUCCGAAAACGGAUUGUAUGUAUCUUCAUGAGUUAGGGGAUGGUGCAGGAAGCUUUACAAAAGAUGACAUGCAGGCAGGAAAACAUCAAGAAUAUGAACAGCAGUUAAUUGCUUUUUAUUCAAAGAAAAUGGGCCUUAAUAGUGAUAAGGAUUCAAAUAGUCAUUGGCCAGAUGAUGGCAGCAGUGAGAAUACCCCACCACCUGGUUUACCUUCUGGAGCGGCUUGGGCUGGCAAAAGUGAGGAUGAGGAGAAUAAUACACAACAGCAUGUUUUAGAGAGCGAGGACUGGGAAGAUACUUGGCUUCCUCCUGCCACCAAGCCGGACAACACCACAUCUGAUAAAGUGACACAAGAAGAACCAACAAAACCCCCACAGACUUCACUCAGCAACUCAGGUUGGGAAAACACAGAAAACACUGCACGUGUAUUAGAUACUUCCAGCUUGUUUACUGCUGAUCUCUGUAGUGGUUUGGGGCUGGCCAAUUUGCAUCUGAAAGUUUAUGGAGAGGAUGAUUUAGGGUUUGACCCAUGGAAUGAAUGUAGUAAAGGCUUAGCAGAUCUUCUGCAAGAGGAAGAGAAAACAACAGAACCUGAUUCAGCACAACACAUUUCUACAGCUUCACAUACACACAGUUUUCUAUCAGCAUUUCCAACAGAUGGUGAUGAUAUCAGAAACUGGCAAGAUGGACUCAGAGCACUUCUACCAAACAUUAACAUAAGUUUCUCAGAUUCUCUUUUAUCUCAACCACAAAAUUCCUGGCCUCCCUCAACAUCCCUUGUGACAGAACCAACUUCCUCUAACUGGUCAUUUUCAUCACAACAGCCACAAAGCUCAUUCCAAGUUCGUCCUCCUCCAGGAUUUGAAUGCAAAUCACUGUCAGGUCAGAUGCCAAUGAUUGAUGAUCCCAGUAUUUUGUGGUCGAAAGCAGUUGACGCAGGCAACCCUCAACUGAACAAACCUAUCACAAGACCUGUUUCUAAUGGAUUCCCAGGAAUGCAUCCCUUAAGAAGACCAACAGAUCUAGGGAGUUCUGCGGCAGUCUCAUCAGGAGAGAAGUUAAAAGUACAAUUUAACACAGAAUCCUCACAGAGAGUUAACUCCGGUGGUUUGUCCAAUUUGGGGGAGAACAGAACUGAUGAAAUUCCUCAGGGCUUAGAGCCUUCUACAGAUAAUAAAACAAAUACUAUGGCAGAGGCAACUCACAGAGUAAACAACUCAUCAUCGGGAUUGCCAAAUCUUGUUGAACAGCACAAGACAAGAGUCAGUGAAUUGUCUAUCAUUGACGUAAAUGAUCCUCUUCCUUCUAAAUGUGCGCACUCGGUAUCAGACUAUAACCCUGAAAGGAAAAACUCUGAAGGCAAAUUACAGGAGACUAAACAACAAUACAGACAUGGACAGAACCAUGAAGCAGCUGGCUGGCCGCAGCAACAAGGCAGAAAUUCAGGCACCAAGGGUAGACAUAAUGAAGUAGCAGGCUCGACAAGGAAACAAACUCAAGGUAGUCAUGACAGAGACAUUUCUCACGAGAAGGCUGGUCCUUCACAAUAUUAUAACAAGAGAAGGAGGGAAAAUGCAAGUAGUUCUCUGGGACACAGACAUUUUGUUGGAAAGCAGCAACAAGACACCACACUAAAUUAAAUUUGAAGUGGUAUACUUUGGUCAGAGGAAUCUUCUAAGGAAGGCAUACCAAAAAAAAUAUGGGCUGGUCUAAAACCGUUGGCUGGCUACAGUAACAAGGCCAAAGUCUCGCUGAAAGUCCAGGCAUGAAAUGAAAGGAUGGAGCACCUCUAUGGCUCUGUGAUGAUGUACUAUCUUUUCCUCUGUAUUGAUGUAAUCUGACAAAGAGAAAAUCUAAAAUGCUUGAUUGCUUGUUUUUUUGGAAGAUUUUUCAUAGAUGACUAAACUGGCUUAGUCGGACAUCUAAUACACCUUAUUUCAAAAUGGCUGCCAUGUAAGUAUUCUUUUGUUUUCUUGCAAAUUAGCCCUAGUUGCCUCGUUCUUAAACUCGAAAUUCAAAAGAAUAUUUCCCCUUAAACAAGCAAGGGCUAAUUUGUAAGUAAACAAAAGAACACUAAAAUGGCAGCCAUUUUGGAAUAAGGUGUAUGAUGUAUCAAGGCUGUUCCCCUGACUAUUCAGCUGCCACACAAUGACAGAGUGAACUAGACAUUCUUAAUACAGAUGACUGAAACUGACCUGUGUGUGUCCAGGAUAAGAAAAGACAAAAUGAAGAUUGAAUGAUGAUAGACUCAGUGACAUCUUUGCUUGUGAGCAAGCUCACACUUGUUGCCUUCCUUGUGAGAGGCAAAACUGUAAUAAUAAUCAGACACUUCUGCUUCUUGUAUGCUGACAAAUUUUUGGUAACUGUGAAGAAUAGCUCUCUGAAAGAACUGAGUCUACUGUCAUCCACCUGUCAGCCAACAAUUGUCAGUUAACUCGCUGGGCUUUGUUGGCCAACAGACAGCCAUCUGUUGGAUAAAUCUCUGGCAGCUGUACUUUGGUUUCUGUCAGCCCUCUGUGAGCCAACAGUCAACUGUCUGUCCAUCAACUGACAGUUUUUUAGGGGGAGCUGUUCCUCACUUUUACCCAAAUUCUUGCAGUUUCCUUGCUUACACACAGGAGCCCAAAUGUUAACCUUCUCUCAGGCUGCGGUGCCAGUAUAUAUAGCUGUUUGAUGACCAUAGUUACACAAGCUGUUUUUAGUUCCCAAUUUGAAAAGCUGCCCACUUAAUCAAUGUCCCAACUAAUAUUGUGGCCAUCUUUCCUCAUUUCUGACACCACCUAUGAACGUUCGACUGCUGUUUAGGAUUGAAUAAGUUAAUAAUAUUACGGGUAUAAUAUAUGCUUUGCUAGUUGUAAAGAGGAGUAGUGCUGCUGGUCAUAAUUUCAUGUCAUCUCAGAUAGAUAUUGAAUGUAAUUCUAAGACCACAUCUCCGUACCAAGCUUCUGCUCUUGUUAUUUAACGUGAAACUCUCGUGCAUUUGUAACAGGACAUAGCUGAUCGUAACUCUAUGAAAAGGUGCUUUUGUAAAAGAGCUUGGCUUGUUGCAUGUCCAAGUGUCAAGUUAUAGUUGCCCAUAAAACAUAGUGGACAUUGUAAGAUGAUUGUAUUCCAAAAGGCUCUUGAUAAAAACAAAUUGCCUUUGGACUCUGCGUUUUAGACCAUCCCAUUAUUCCAGUCAUAACCAGUGGCAGAUCUAGUGGAAGGCCCAGUUCUCCCCACCCCCUCCCCCCACCUUUAUUUUGGGUUAAAAAAAAAGAAAAAAAUCACAGAAGGAAGAAAAGCUGGUAGGGCAAGCAAAAACAAACCAGCUGUGAAAUAUCUGUAAAAUAAUGGAUACAAACUCCUAUUAAUAAAGGAACUUUUAGUUUCAUGGAUUUUUUUUAUAACCUGGCUUCACUCAAAACAGUUCUUUUCUUAAGUGCUGUUUUCCUAGAGUACAUUUGAUGCCCAAUUUGUCUACGAACACUGAACAAGCAGAAAAUGAUUGUUGUUUAGUCUCCUGUUAAAAGUAAACUAUAAAUUAAUAAACACAAUGAACUGGAGGUGGAGUGUGUUUCCCAUCAAGAAGGCUUGUUUCAGUCCAAACAGGCAUUGGUGCCUGUAACUGGACGACUUUUGCAGUUCCAAGUUUUAAACUACUGUUAUUGCAGAGUUGGCAAGUUGUUCGAGAAAGGUUGCCAUGCUACUUUAAGUGUGGACUGGAGGCACACUUACAAAAUUGAGACAAAUGCAACCAGAUUCAGGCUAUGCCGAAAAAACUUCAGCUGAAUGUUUGACUGACUGACUUACCAAAUGAUUGAUUCAUUGACCGAUUGACCAAUCAACUGGUCAGUUAGUCCAGUUCUGGCCCUCUCUCUGUCACGCAACGAGCGUCGCGUGACAGAGAGCGUUGCGUGGCAGAGAGAGGGCCAGAACUGGAUUGGUCAGUUGGUUGACAACUAUUGUCUCCAAGCUGCUCAUGUUUCUGUCUCACAGAAAUAAGGGAUCUGGGGAGUGGCAUGGCUGACUACAGGAAGUGUUUUCUCUUCACAGAAUUACUAAGAUGAAACUCGAGAACAGUGAGCUGCUGCUGCAGCUCGUAACGUUCAUUGCCAUUCCCCAUCUGACCAAGAGCACCUGUCAAGCACUCCUGUUAGUGUUGUUUACCAGCAGUUCCUCUACUGCUGGUAAGGGGGCUGCAUGUCCUCACUAGGGCUGAUGGCCAAGGGGAACAGUGCCUAUCAAACUCUCUUGCCCCCCGCACCCCCCUCAGUCAAAGGUAGGCCAUGAAAAGGAACUUAAUUUUAGUUGCCAUAACAAACAGUAUAUUGGUCUCAGGUGACAGAAAAAAAAAGCACAAACAAGACAGCUAAAUACAAAACGUUGGGGCAAUUUAUUUUGACAACUCCUCACUGGAGAUUCAUCACCAACAGACCAAAUAUCUUCCUGACAAGUUGGUUCCGGAAGAUUUUCUCUUUUUUAUACAAAAAUAAUAAAAAAUAUUUAAUUUCCUACACAGCUUUCAAAAUGAAAACAAAUUCAACUAUUAAGUUUCACAAAUCAUUUAAAAAAUUUAAGAGAACAUUACAGUAAUCAAGUGUUGAUAAACAAACCACACAACCUAAGGUUUACAACUCUUGGCACUGAUAUUAAUAUAAACUGAGUAGUUCGGGUUGGGGGCGGGAUUGUUUUAUUGUCAAGAUUGCAGUAAUGUCACAAUGUACAAAGUGUAAAUGACAGAAAACGUAGAUAAAGACAGACUGGCUUUACACUAUACUACCCUGAAAUAACUGAAGAUGUUUCUGAUGAAUAUCACAUGUAUGUCCAAAAAGUGAAAAAAAAGAGCUGUUAUCAAAAUGCGAUUUGAAAGCUGUGGAAAUGAGCACCAAACAUGCAUGCAUGGAAAGAAUGGAAAUGGUGGCUCCCUGGGGUGGACACAGGAGUUUAGAGAAGGGGGUUCAAGAUACGGUCCGCUGCAGGUGGUCCCCUGUACCAGACGAUCGUCUCCCGAAAAAUCGAGGUCCUGCGAAAUGGGAUUUCCAGCAUUCCGAGGCCAAGUCAGUGUGAUAGUUCUCAUUUUCUUUACUUUAGGGAGUUCCUCCAAACCCCUGCCUCCCUCCAACCCCCCUAGAUCUGCCCCAGGCUCCCUUAGAUAAACUGUGUAGUGCCUGGUAUGUUACGCAGUUUUAAAUCAUAAACAAACAUCUAUAGGUGAUAACCAUUUAAGUCAAUCAUACCUGGUAUGAUUGACUUGGAUUAUAAAUCAGAUAUGAAAAGAUAGCUCAAGUUAAAAGUUUAAGAUAACAAUACAUAAAGCAAGCUGCUGUCAUCCAUCUGUAAACCAAGCUACACAAAAACCUCUGCAUUUCAUUCUUGUAAGAGGCCACAAUCCAAGAGUCUGGACCUCUGAAAAUUAAAAAUAAGUACCGUGCACGCUUAAAUAUCCGCCUUGGGCUGAAGUGCUUCUUUUUUACGCUGACCGAGAGAAUUGCAGUCUCUGGAGACAAGAAUGAUUUUACAUAAACCUGUAGUACUGCAGAAACUACCCUCAAAAUUUUUAUAAGAAAAUCUUACUAGUUAUUGGUAAGGUCUUGUGAUACUAUAAAUUACUGGAUAAAUAACUUUAUGGCAAAUAGUCUUCUAAAACAAGGAUACAAGAAGUUAACUUUCCAUUCUUUCCAUACACUAGUUAAUAGAUUUUACCAUCACUGACAAAAUCAUAUAGUUCAAAUAAUUAUCACAGCAAACUUACUACAUGUACCAAUAAAAUUGUUUAUGAUUGGCUGAGUCAGUCUUUCCAGAGGACUUUUCACAAGCAGUCCCCCUCAUAGUUCUUUCUACUUAGAUUCUGUUAUUUAUGAAGAAUGCAAAUUAAGAUGAGGGUGGAGGGGCUCAUUGUAAUGGUAUUAAAUUGCUCAGCAAAUCUGCACUAUGAAACUCGGCAUAAUCCAUUGGUGCAUGCUGGAUCGGAGUACGCAAAGUUAACUUCACUUUACGAGAGAAAUUAUUUUAUUUCUAUUGGCAAUGGCAUAAAAAAAUUGAUUCAUGUAUUUAGCAAUGCACGAUCAAGUUAUGAUGCACUUAGGAAGUUUGGAGAGUACCCAAGAGGCUAGAUGUUGUUGCUGUUGCCUCAAGCAACAACUCUUAAGCUUCUUCCAUGCACUCCAAACAUCCCACAUGCAUCAUAAAUGUAACUCAAUGAUGCAGGUUAAAGCAUGAAUCAAAUUGAAUUACUUU